Labrus bergylta (ballan wrasse) is the source of this 1859-nucleotide messenger RNA. The record is from RefSeq and is a predicted model, not a curated record. NCBI's taxonomy places the organism in Eukaryota, Metazoa, Chordata, Actinopteri, Labriformes, Labridae.
CAGAGCACCAGCGCUUGCUUAGUUUUAAAAUAACCAUGCGUGCUGUGGGGAUGCUUUUCAUGCUUUUUAGCAGGGAUUUCAAAAUUGAAACCAAUAUUAAGUUGAAAUUUCAAAGCAGAAACUUUGUGUACAAGAAGUAAUUAUCAGCUCAUUUGUCUGGAGAAUAACUAAUCCAUAGAAACAAAUAAACUAAAGCUGCUACACUGCAGUAACUCAGAGACCAUGUUUAAGUCUUAGGGGAAGCCAAACAAGUGCCUCAGUAUGCUCUCUGAUUUAACGGACUGCAGGGUGAUGAAAAAACCCCCAGAAAAAACAGAAGGGAGGGGAGGAAAAGAUUUUGAUCACAUGGCCAAGAAGUCAUUCUGAAAGUGUGUUGGCAGGGUACACCCUACAGAAACAUAUGAAAACUCUUCAGAGCGAGCAAUAGCCUCCAUGCAGAGAGCAUCAUUUUCAGAGAUCUGAGUGGAUCUUACGACGUCAGGCUGCUGGAUACAAAACACAAGACGAGUGGGCAACGGAAGCAGAAAAAUGGAAAAUCACUUCUCUACUGUGAGCAGUGCCACACCUCCGUCUUCCAACACAUCCACCACCCCCAACAUCACCUCCUUUGACUGUAGGAUUGCAGCCAAUGACAUCACCUCCAGAGCGAACUACGUCUACAGUCUCUUUGCGUCUUUGGGCUUUGUCGCCGGCUGCUUCCUACUCUACAGUUUUGUGCAGACCUACAGAGCUCAGAGACGUCUGACGUGGCUCAACUUCCUCCUCUGGGCCUUCUGUGGCUUCCACCUGCUGCUGCUGCUCCUCUCCCUCCAUGCCGUCGCUUACAGACCUGCCUACCUGCAGACCUCAGGUUUAGGCUGUGCAGCUCUGUCGUUCUUCAUCAACACGGUCUCUCUGUGCAGUCUGCUGCUGUUGGUUCUCAUGGCCUACACCCUCACUCUGGACCCGCCGUCCCACAUGCUGCUGAGGAAGCCUGCAGUCUGUGUGGCUUUAGUGAUCCUGACAUCAGUGCUGGUUUGUCUGCUGCUGGCAGGGCUUCGUGGUCCAAACGAUGGUCUGCAGAAGGAAGGACCUUGUUUUAUGGAUCCAGUCAGUUCUGGUGUUUCUUAUGCUGCUGCCCGGCUUUGCCUGGUGUUUCUGAUCCCCUACAUCCUCCAGCUGGGACUCCUGAUCUGUGGCUGCGUCCGGCAGUGUAAAUCAAAAGGACGUUUCCUGUCCGGCUCUGAGGAGGGUCCCAUGUUCCUGACCGUCACCUCGGCUGUGUUUUUCUGCCAGCUCUUCUACAGCGUGGCCCUGCUGAGAGGGGCGGAGCUACAGAGCGCGAAUCUAAGCUAUCAUAAACAGGCGUUCCUGAGCGUGGCCGAGUUCGUGCUGUUCUCAGGGAGCAGCGUCAGCCUGCUGCUCGUGCUGCUCAUGCACAGGCCGUGCAGAGAGAAUCUGCGCGGAGCGUUCAGGCAGCUGAGGGACUGCUGCAGGAGACCGGGCAGAACGCAGCCACACCGGAACAUCAUCGCUCCUCACAUCGAGAUCACAGACACCCUGCAGGACAUCGAGUCAUAGAGGACUAAAACUCUAAUCUACGACUAAAAUAAGAAUUACAGACUUCCAGACUACAGAUGUAAAUUAGCUUAUCGCUAACUCUGGUAAAGCUAAUUGGCUGUACACUGUCCCUGCCAAAAUAAACAAAUAAAUGUAGUAGAACAAUCUACUUUAAACGCUUCCCCUGUCUCUUUAGCUCUUAAGUUACAAUGUCAAUUUAAUGUAAUGUUAUUUUACACAUGCAUUUUCCCUUCAAGAGUCUCAGGUGUUUUAAAAGUUUAAGUUUCCUUCUUUUGUGCUUUUUUGUUUUCAUUUUUGAU